Molecule: messenger RNA, 1197 nt
Organism: Cryptomeria japonica (Japanese cedar)
Lineage: Eukaryota; Viridiplantae; Streptophyta; Pinopsida; Cupressales; Cupressaceae
Exons: 2
Coding region: 1-1197 (398 amino acids)
Source: RefSeq, a predicted model, not a curated record
AUGUGGGAUGGAGUGUAUCACGAGGUGAUAAGAUCCAAGGGUGGAAUGGUAGUUCUUUGGAGUCCAGAUAAAGUGGUAGUAGAUUUGAUCAAUAAGCAGGAAAAUUGGAUGCAUUGUAAAGUAAGAAUCUUGCAGGAAGAAAUGGAUUUUUCCGUAUUCAAUGUUUAUGGACCAACUAAGACAGAGGAAAAGAAAAGGGUUUGGAUUGAAAUCACAUAUCAGAUUAGAAUGAUUGAUUCAGAGAAAGCAAUAGUGGUGGGAGAUUUCAAUGCAUUACUCUACAAUGAAGAAAAAUUUGGAGGUUUAAGUAUGAACACCCGAGUGAUGGAAGAUUUCAGAAAUUUUGUAAUAGACAAUAACCUCUUUGAUGUAGUCCCUAAAUCUGGAAAAUUUACAUGGACUAAUAGGAGGGCAAAUUUUAGCAGAAUUUUUGAGAGAUUGGACAGAAUAUUUGUUGGAUCAUUUUGGUUAAGAGCAAACAUUGAGAAGUGGUGGAAAGAAUGUACAGAUAUUAAAGGCACUCCAAGUUAUUGUUUUAUCAAAAAGAUGAAAUAUCUCAGGAACAAAAUCAAAACAUGGAAUUUGGUAUCCUUCAAGAAUAUUUUUGCUGAAAAACUAAGGGUGGAAGCAGAACUAGAUAGGAUCAAUAACUUGGUGAUCGAGAAGGGGGUGACGAAUGAAGAGUACCAUGCUGAGAUUUCCCAUAAAGAUGAACUGGAAGAAAUUCUUCUAAGAGAAGAAAUGUUUUGGCAGGAUAAAUCCAAAGAAUUAUGGAUAGAUGCAGGGGAUUCAAAUUCCAAAUUCUUUCAUGCCUCCUUAAAAGCAAAAAGGAAUAAAAAUAGAAUCAAUCAGUUGAAAGAUGUCUCGGGCAAAAUGGUUGGCAAAGCAAAAGAGUUGGAGAACCUAGCAGUCAAAUAUUUUGAAGAAAUCUUGGGAUCUUCGGAAGGGAAUAGAGAUGAAUCAGUUGAAUAUCUUGUGAAUAUCAUUGACAAACAGAUUUUGGAGGAGGAUAACGCAUCACUUUUGGCUUCAAUUGCAAAAGAUGAAGUUAAAAAGGCAACAUUUGAGCUGCACUCGCAUAAAGCUUUUGGGUCCAGAUGGGGUGACAAUGGAGUUGUAUCAGAGGUGUUGGAAAUUCAUGGGAGAGGAUAUUUGGAUGGUGGUGGAGGAAUUUCGAAGGAAAGGCAAAUUUGUUAA